Dendrobium catenatum is the source of this 2121-nucleotide messenger RNA. Its product is annotated as rop guanine nucleotide exchange factor 1. The record is from RefSeq and is a predicted model, not a curated record. NCBI's taxonomy places the organism in Eukaryota, Viridiplantae, Streptophyta, Magnoliopsida, Asparagales, Orchidaceae. Gene Ontology annotation, molecular function: guanyl-nucleotide exchange factor activity.
AGUGAGGAGUAGGAGUUUCUCUGGCUUUGCUGUCUGCCGAGGCAGAGGUUGCAUUGGGGGAUGUGAGAUGGCGGAGGAGUGGGGGAGAUCUGGACUUGUGGAGUGGAGGAGGUGAGCGAUCUGCUUUGUGAGGAGUAGAGGUAGGGUUUUACUGGCUACUAGAGGUGUGGGAUGGGGAGCAAUUCAUCGGAGGAGGUCUCCGAUCAGCAGAGCGAGGAGCGAUGCGGGAGCUACAGUCCCAGCGCGGAUGUCAGCGAGUCAGAGAGCUCCAGUGGGUUUUCUGGCCGCCGCUUCACUGCCGGUGCUUCAAGUUCAUUUGCAUCUUCGCCGCUGGUUCUUGGGAAAUCCUGCCUUGCGGCCGCCGACGCCGCGCGUGCAUUGUUGCCGAUGCCUGAAGCGGAUGUUAUGUUCUGGGAGGGCAAGUUGGAGAAGCGUGAAGUGGACUUUUCUGAGGUUGAGAUGAUGAAGGAGAGGUUUGCUAAGCUUUUACUGGGAGAGGACAUGUCUGGCGGAGGGAAAGGAGUUUGCACUGCGCUGGCGAUCUCGAACGCCAUUACAAAUUUAUCUGCUACUGUUUUUGGGGAGCUGUGGAGGCUGGAGCCUCUGGCUCUGCAGAAGAAAACAGUGUGGAGGAGGGAGAUGGAAUGGUUGCUAUGCGUGAGUGAUUCCAUUGUGGAGCUCAUCCCAUCUCUGCAAGAGUUUCCAGGUGGCGGGACAUUUGAAGUGAUGGCCUCACGGCCAAGACCUGAUCUCUACAUGAACCUUCCUGCGCUUAAAAAACUAGAUUCCAUGCUACUAGGAAUGCUGGAUGGAUUCCGUAAUACUGAAUUCUGGUAUGUUGAUAGAGGGAUAAUGGUUGCUGAUGCUAUUGAAGAAGGCAGUGGGGGAUACCCUUCUUUCGGGAGGCCAUCACUGAGACAGGAAGAGAAAUGGUGGCUUCCAUGCCCACGAGUUCCUCCAAAUGGUUUGUCUGAAGAUACGAGGAAGAAGUUGCAGCAAUGCAGAGAUUGUGCAAACCAGAUAUUGAAGGCAGCCAUGGCGAUCAAUAGUGGGGUGCUUGCAGAGAUGGAGAUUCCUGACGCCUUCUUUGAAACGCUUCCAAAGAGUGGAAAGUCUUGUUUAGGUGAAAUUAUCUACCGUUACAUAACAGCUGAAAAGUUUUCACCAGAAUGUCUUCUUGAUUGCUUAGAUCUGUCAUCUGAGCACCAUACUUUGGACAUAGCAAACAGAAUCGAGGCAGCCACACAUGUUUGGAGCCUGAAAAAUAAAAAAAGAAACCCUCUUCAUUCAAAGGGUAAAAAGUCAUGGGGAGGAAAGGUGAAGGGUCUCGUCACUGCUACAGAAAGGAGCCAGCUUUUAGCAGAGAGGGCAGAAGGGCUUCUCAAGAGCUUAAGACUAAGAUAUCCCGGCCUUCCUCAAACUGUUCUAGACAUGAACAAGAUCCAAUACAAUAAGGAUGUUGGGCAGUCCAUCCUCGAGAGCUAUUCGCGAGUCAUGGAGAGCUUGGCAUUCAACAUAAUGGCGAGGAUUGAUGACCUGAUUUUUGUCGACGAUUCAACCAAGAAAUGCAUUGCUUCCGACGAAGUUAAUUUGUUCAACCGAGGUCGACUUGGAGGAAUACCCAUUCAAAAAAGGAUCUCACCCAGCCCAUUCUCAAUCCAGAACACCCCUUAUGCUUCUCCAUUUUCCACACCAUUUUGUUCCUCCACUCCUCUCACUGGAAGCCCUAGACGAUGGGGAAAGCCUGCUUCAGAUGAUGUAGAUAGUAGGGUUUGGUCAUAUACUGGAAAUCUGAGUGCCAGAAAAGAUUUAGCUCCUGAAAGAGACUGAAUUGAAAUCAAAUUAGCAAGGCAGAGUCACUGAAGAGAGAACUUCAAGCUGGUACUUAUUUUAGUUGGCGUUUUUCUGUACAUUUUUUAGGUUGGGGAAUAAUACCCUUCUAAGUUAUUUUUCCUCUCAUUAUAGGCAGCAAAACUUUGGAUUUUAUCAAUAUUUUGUUUUGAUGGAGUAAGCUAUGGUCAGCUGGUAUCCUAUUGUAGAGAAAUGACUAAAAUUAUGUAUUUUUGCAGCUUUUCUAGCCUGCAUACAUCCUCUGCUUGAUUGUCAGUUAAUAGUGGCUAA